Messenger RNA from Acytostelium subglobosum LB1, 564 nucleotides. RefSeq lists its product as hypothetical. Gene Ontology annotation, molecular function: GDP binding; GTP binding; GTPase activity. The coding region runs from base 1 to 564 and encodes 187 amino acids. Gene Ontology annotation, cellular component: plasma membrane. Gene Ontology annotation, biological process: Rap protein signal transduction. NCBI's taxonomy places the organism in Eukaryota, Evosea, Eumycetozoa, Acytosteliales, Acytosteliaceae. The transcript has 2 exons. The record is from RefSeq and is a predicted model, not a curated record.
AUGCCUCUUAGAGAGUUUAAGAUCGUUGUUCUGGGUUCCGGUGGUGUCGGCAAGUCUGCCCUCACUGUCCAGUUUGUCCAAGGUAUUUUCGUCGAGAAGUACGACCCAACUAUUGAGGACAGUUACAGAAAGCAAGUUGAGGUUGAUGGAAACCAAUGCAUGCUCGAGAUUUUGGAUACAGCUGGUACCGAGCAGUUCACUGCCAUGAGAGACUUAUAUAUGAAGAAUGGACAGGGCUUCGUCUUGGUCUACAGCAUCAUCUCCAAUUCAACGUUUGGCGAGUUGCCAGACUUGCGUGAGCAGAUUCUGCGUGUGAAGGACUGCGAGGAUGUGCCAAUGGUGUUGGUUGGCAACAAGUGCGAUCUUGGCGACCAGCGUCAGGUUGCCACCGAGCAAGGUGAGGAGUUGGCCCGCAAGUUUGGAGGCUGCAUCUUCCUGGAGGCCUCUGCCAAGAACAAGAUCAACGUCGAGCAGAUUUUCUACGAUUUAAUCCGCCAGAUCAACCGCAAGAACCCAGUCGGUCCAGCCAAGAAGGACAAGAGCAAGCUCUGUGCACUGUUGUAA